Coprinopsis cinerea okayama7#130 is the source of this 915-nucleotide messenger RNA. RefSeq lists its product as hypothetical. The record is from RefSeq and is a predicted model, not a curated record. NCBI's taxonomy places the organism in Eukaryota, Fungi, Basidiomycota, Agaricomycetes, Agaricales, Psathyrellaceae. The coding region runs from base 1 to 915 and encodes 304 amino acids. The transcript has 14 exons.
AUGUCUACUAUAAAAACUCCUUUUGAUCCAGUCCUCGUCCGCACGGCGAGCCAUUUGAUGGCAGCGAAGAUGUACUCACUCGCUUCCUGCGUGAUGCUGUUCUACGACAUUGCCAUAACGAUUGGUCAAGAGGUCGAGCGGAUUUGGGCACAGCCAACCUACUCCCGGAUAACACUUCUGUUCGCAUUGCGCCGUGAACCGACAGAACAGGUAUUUGACUCCUCUGGGAUACAUCGUGAUCAUCAAGCACUGAAGAUUGUCACUGCUACCGUUAUUGGCAUCAUCUUUGUCCUUCGCGUGCAUGCUAUAUACAAUCGAGGGUUCAAGAUCACCCUCUUUGCUUCGGCGGCGCUGGUAACGGAACUGGCUGUCAAGAUUUGGGCGUUUACGGAUGGGACUCGGUUGGUUCUUCCGGAAGGACUCGUGGGUUGUAUACUUGUUGGGAGAAACCAUAAACGAUUUGUCUUCACAUGGAUCGCCGAACUCGCCUUUGAUUCGAUCAUAUUCUUCCUCACCCUAUGGAGAACACUCGUCCUUUAUCGAAGACAGGGUGCUCAGCCGAUGUCGCUGUUCGCCUUGGUCGUCCGGGACGGCGUGGUGUACUUUGCCGUUAUCUUCAUUGCGAACGUCAUUACUGUUCUCAUGUUCUUGCUUGCACCGCCUGAUCUGAAAGCUAUGAACGCGAGUUUCAGUACUUUAAUUACGAGUUUGAUGGUUUCGCGCCUCAUUCUCAAUCUGAAAGGAGCGGCGUUGACAAGGGCGCCGGUACAAGAUAGUCGAGGACCUAUAGUUGUAGAUUCGUGUUACCUGCAUUCUAUGAAUGAUGAAGACCCCAAGUCUCGACAGACGCUGUCGCACAGAGGCAUGUCAACGCAUGAGAUUCGUUAUGAAUUGGCUAGAAUUACCAGAAGUUGA